Colletotrichum phormii is the source of this 1833-nucleotide messenger RNA. RefSeq names its product choline/Carnitine O-acyltransferase. Bases 1 to 1833 code for a protein of 610 amino acids. NCBI's taxonomy places the organism in Eukaryota, Fungi, Ascomycota, Sordariomycetes, Glomerellales, Glomerellaceae. Gene Ontology annotation, biological process: carnitine metabolic process. Gene Ontology annotation, cellular component: peroxisome; mitochondrion. The record is from RefSeq and is a predicted model, not a curated record. Gene Ontology annotation, molecular function: carnitine O-acetyltransferase activity. The transcript has 3 exons.
AUGGCUCCCGCAGCAAAGCGGAACAACAGUUCCCUCCCUUCAGGAUAUGUCGAGGACAAGUCCAAGGGCGCCAUGUUGAGAUUCCAAGACUCUCUGCCCCGUCUGCCCGUACCGAGUCUCGAAGAGACAGCCGCGCGCUACAUCAAGACCCUGCACCCCCUUCUCUCUGAAUCCGAGUUCGCCGUCAGCAAAAAGGCCGUCGAGGACUUCGUCAAGCCCGGAGGUGUCGGCAGCAAGCUGCAGGAGAAGCUGCUCGCCCGUAGAGAAGAUCCCGCGCACCGAAACUGGCUGUACGAGUGGUGGAACGAUGCGGCAUACCUCAGCUACAGAGAUCCCGUCGUUCCCUACGUGAGCUACUUCUACUCUCACCGUGACGACCGUCGGAGGAGGAACCCUGCCAAGAGAGCCGCGGCCAUUACCUCGGCUGUCCUCGAGUUCAAGAAGCAGGUCGACGACGGAACACUCGAGCCCGAAUACAUGAAGAGACUGCCCAUCUGCAUGGACAGCUACAAGUGGAUGUUCAACACGAGCCGUGUCGCCGCAAAGCCCGCCGACUACCCGGCCAAGUUCUCUCACAAGGACCACAAGUACAUUAUUGCUAUCCGUAAAAACCAAAUCUUCAAGAUUCUGCACGAGGUGGACGGCAAGCAGCUCAAUGCGUCAGAGCUCGAGCAGCAGUUCAACAAGGUCUACGAGUUGGCUCAGAGAGUUCCUCCCGUGGGCGCUCUGACCAGCGAGAACCGCGACGUCUGGUCAGAUGCGCGCGAGAUCCUCCUCAAGGCCAGCCCCAAGAACGCCGCAUCUUUGGAGGCCGUUGAGGCAUCCUCCUUCGUCGUGUGCCUUGACGACGCUGCUCCCGUCACCCUCGAGGAGCGCGCGCACCAGUACUGGCACGGCGACGGCGCCAACCGCUGGUACGACAAGCCCCUUCAGUUCAUCGUCAACGACAACGCUACUUCGGGAUUCAUGGGAGAGCACUCCAUGAUGGACGGAACCCCCACUCACCGUCUCAACGACUUCAUCAACGACCUCAUCUUCAACAACAAGCUCGACCUCUCUGACCCCUCAAUUCGUUCCAACCUGCCUGAGCCCCAGAUCGUCAAGUUCGAGAUCACCAAGGAAGUACAGGCCGAGAUUGACCGCGCCAGAAAGGACUUCCACGAUGUCAUUAGCCAGCACGAGCUCGCCGUCCAGGCGUACCAGGGUUACGGCAAGGGAUUGAUCAAGAAGUUCAAGUGCUCGCCCGACGCCUACGUUCAGAUGAUCAUCCAAUUGGCAUACCACAAGAUGUACGGCAAGAACCGCCCUACAUACGAGUCGGCCGCCACUCGCCGCUUCCAGCAAGGCCGUACCGAGACGUGCAGAACCGUGUCAGACGCCUCCGUCUCGUGGUGCAACGCCAUGGCCGACCCCAACAUUGAGGAUAAGGCCAAGGUCGACCUCUUCCGCCAGGCCAUUGACUCCCACCUCGAGUACAUCACUGCCGCUUCAGACGGCAAGGGUGUCGACAGACACUUGUUCGGUCUGAAGAAGCUGCUCGAGCCCGGCCAAGAGCUGCCUGCCAUCUACCAGGACCCGGCCUUCUCCUACUCUUCCUCGUGGUACCUGUCCUCGUCACAGCUUAGCUCAGAGUACUUCAACGGAUACGGGUGGAGUCAGGUCAUCGACGGCGGGUUCGGAAUUGCCUACAUGAUCAACGAGAACAGCAUCAACUUCAACGUCGUCUCCAAAGGCUUGGGCAGCCAGCGUAUGAGCUUCUUCCUCGACGAGGCUGCCGGCGAGAUGCGCGACCUGCUCAUCCCCACCAUUAAGCCCGCCAAGGCCAAGUUGUAA